CCUCCAUUCUGCCGACAGUGCUUUCCAGUGUAGCGCCGUUGAUUCUCUCAGCCGAAGGCUGUUAUCCCCGUCGUACUCGCCGCUCUCGCCGUCUCGCCGCUGCCUCGGCGUCUCAGAGAGAGAGAGAGAGAAAGAGAGAGAGAGGUUUCUUCUUCUUCUUCUUCAAUCCGUCCACUCUGCACAUUGGCAUAUGUACGGAUAGUUAAAGGGGGAGAGAGAGACAGAGAUGAUUAUGAAGCAGUCAAAGGAUCCAUUUGAAGUUGCAUUUGAGGAACAAAAGGAGGAAUCACCACCUGGUUCUCCCAUUACUGCCCCCGAUGGUCUUGAAACUCAAAUUAAUGUUCAAUCUGAAUCUGCAGCUGUGCAGUUCCCUGUUUAUGCUAGUGUUCAAGAAGAUGAUGACGACAUUGUUAAAAACACCAAUGCUGGCCCCUCAAAUAGGAAGCCUUUGAAAUACAGAGCUGGGGCUACUGCAGCUGCAGCAGUGACCGGUAAAAACAAAGAAGAAGAUGAGGAAGAAGAAGACAACAUGGAUGUUGACCUUGCGAAGCUUCCAUCUACCUCCGACCCUGAUAAAAUGUCUAAGAUGCAGGCCAUUUUAUCACGAUUCACAGGGGAGCAAAUGAGUAGGUAUGAAUCCUUCCGGAGAUCAGGAUUUCAGAAAGCAAACAUGAAAAGGUUGUUAUCAAGCAUUACUGGAAGUGCAAAAAUUUCUGUACCAAUGACAAUUGUGGUCUCAGGGAUAGCAAAAAUGUUUGUUGGUGAACUUGUUGAAACAGCCAGAAUUGUGAUGGCGGAGAGAAAGGAGAGUGGGCCUAUCAGGCCCUGCCAUGUUAGGGAAGCAUACAGAAGAUUAAAACUUGAAGGCAAGAUACCAAAAAGAUCUGUUCCAAGGCUCUUUAGGUAGACUGGCCUGGAGGCAAACUUAUCAAGAUCUUUCGCCAGAGAAAGUUCCAAGAAGAAGAUUCAAAACCAGUUUUGGUUGCAUGUUAAUUUAAGUCAUAGCCUGGCAUGACCCUCUCUCAUUGGUGCUUAUGUUGGUGCUCUCUGCAUUGUAUAUAAAGUAUCGUUGACAGGCGCGUGGGUUUGCCUUUUGAAUCCUAUAAAGUAUAUUUCCUCUUUUUCGCU
Messenger RNA from Diospyros lotus (date-plum), 1128 nucleotides. RefSeq names its product transcription initiation factor TFIID subunit 11. Bases 227 to 907 code for a protein of 226 amino acids. Gene Ontology annotation, molecular function: protein heterodimerization activity; transcription coactivator activity. Gene Ontology annotation, cellular component: nucleus; transcription factor TFIID complex. Gene Ontology annotation, biological process: RNA polymerase II preinitiation complex assembly; transcription initiation at RNA polymerase II promoter. Lineage: Eukaryota; Viridiplantae; Streptophyta; Magnoliopsida; Ericales; Ebenaceae. The transcript has 6 exons. The record is from RefSeq and is a predicted model, not a curated record.